Messenger RNA from Trichoderma asperellum CBS 433.97, 1590 nucleotides. RefSeq lists its product as uncharacterized. Lineage: Eukaryota; Fungi; Ascomycota; Sordariomycetes; Hypocreales; Hypocreaceae. Gene Ontology annotation, biological process: mitochondrial respiratory chain complex I assembly. Gene Ontology annotation, molecular function: protein-arginine omega-N symmetric methyltransferase activity. The record is from RefSeq and is a predicted model, not a curated record. Gene Ontology annotation, cellular component: mitochondrion.
AUGAGGCCCAUCGUCGCCGCCACAGCUUCUCUCUCCAGAGCCGUCUCCUUCGAGAGACAACGGCUGGCAGGCUCUCUCCUACAAGCACCUUUCCGCUUCUCCAGAAAAUCAGCUGCUGGCUCAUCAAUAUUAACAUCACCUGCUCGAAGCUUCUCAUUAACCAGCGCUCGCCUCUCGGAAGAGAGACAAUGGUCCACCCCAUUGGCCAAGCAGCUCUAUGAAGCUAUAUCUACCACCGGCUCAGUUCCCCUGGCCAGCUACAUGCGCAUGUGCCUGACUGGCGACCUGGGAGGCUACUACACCGGAGCAGUUGGCCAGGACCGUGACCAAUUCGGUGCCAAGGGAGAUUUCGUUACCUCUCCUGAGAUCUCCCAGAUCUUUGGAGAACUUCUCGGAAUCUGGUUCAUCGCCGAAUGGAUCAGCCAGGGCCGACCCAGCAAGGGCGUCCAGCUCAUCGAGGUUGGACCCGGCCGAGGCACUCUCAUGGACGACAUGCUUCGUACUAUCCAGCGCUUCCCAGCCAUGGCUAACAGCAUCGAGAGCGUCUUCAUGGUAGAAGCCAGCCGCGAGCUUCGCGAGACACAAAAGAAGCGCCUCUGCGGCCCUGACGCACCCUUUACCGAGUCCAACGUGGGCUGUCACAGCCCCAGCAAGUAUGGUGCAACUCCAAUCGUCUGGACUGAGACGAUCAAAUCCAUUCCCAUAGAGUCAGACAAGACCCCUUUCAUUGUAGCCCAUGAAUUCUUCGAUGCUCUACCCAUUCACACUUUCCAGUCAGCCCCAGCCCCUGCUCCAGCAGCUUCCAAGGCUACUCCAUCGACAUCGCCCUCACCAUCACCACCAUCAUCAUCGCCCUCUUCUCAGCCAGACACAACCGCAUCAACAUUAACACCAACCAUGGAAUGGCGCGAAAUGAUGGUAUCCAUCACCCCUCCCACCUCAUCCUCCACCACCAUGUCCGAACCCCCUCCCGAGUUCCAGCUCGUCCUCUCCUCCUCCACCACCCGCCACUCCCGCCACCUCCCCGAAUCCUCCCCCCGCUACCGCAAACUCAAGCAGACCCCCGGCGCCGUCAUCGAAAUCUGCCCCGACGCCUCCCUCUACGCCGCCGACUUCGCCGCCCGCAUCGGCGGCUCCCCAAAACACCCGAAACCAACCCCCAGCGGCGCCGCCCUCGUCCUCGACUACGGCACCGCCGACACCGUCCCCGUCAACUCCCUCCGCGGCAUUCGCCAGCACCGCCUCGUCAGCCCCUUUGCCGCCCCGGGUCUCGUCGACCUCAGCGCCGACGUCGACUUUCAUGCCAUUGCCGAGGCUGCCACCAUUGCCAGCGAUGGAAUCGAGGUCCACGGACCAAUCUCCCAGGCGGACUUCCUCGAGCUGAUGGGCAUUCGUGAACGCGCAGAAGCUCUUAGCAAAGUACCCGGCAUCACCCCGUCUGCUGCCAGUGACAUUGAGAAGGCGUGGAAGAGAUUGGUUGAUCGAGGGCCUAACGGCAUGGGUAAGGUGUACAAGGCGCUGGCUAUCUUGCCCGAGAAUGAUGGUCGUCGUCGACCCGUUGGCUUUGGAGGUGAUGUAACAGGAGCUUGA